AUGGAUUCCGCAAGUCUUUUAGGAUGCGAGAGGAUCAAAUCUGCCAUCCUCAGUGAAGCCCGCGCAGUGUUCGCAGCCUCGCUUCAAACUUUCCACAGCAAGCCACUCGAAUUUGACGUCGUUGUUGAGAGCACAAUAAACGGCAUCUCACACUCGUACAAAGCCCGCGUCAUCGCAUACGACUGCAGUAGUCUGAUAACCUAG
Plenodomus lingam JN3 is the source of this 204-nucleotide messenger RNA. RefSeq lists its product as uncharacterized. Lineage: Eukaryota; Fungi; Ascomycota; Dothideomycetes; Pleosporales; Leptosphaeriaceae. The record is from RefSeq and is a predicted model, not a curated record.